This is a messenger RNA of Prorocentrum cordatum, 278 nucleotides long. Lineage: Eukaryota; Dinophyceae; Prorocentrales; Prorocentraceae. The record is from the annotation of a GenBank genome assembly.
CACCGGCAGCGCCAGGGGAGGCGGCGGGCGCAGCACGGGCGGCUGCGCCAGAGGAGGCGGCGGACGCAGCACCGGCGGCACCAGCAGCGAAGCGCCGUCGGUCGGCGAAGUUCAAGGAGGAGGCGGCGGCAACGCAGGAGGCGGCGGCGGGAGCGGCCCAGGCGCUGACCACCGCGACGGACAGCAUGGACGAGGGGCCGCCAGAUGGAAUGCAGCGGCCCCAGCAGGUCGACUUGACGGGCUGCGACCUGAGCGCGUUCGGCCUGGCGUUCCCCGAG